This is a messenger RNA of Zasmidium cellare ATCC 36951, 1350 nucleotides long. RefSeq lists its product as uncharacterized. Gene Ontology annotation, biological process: regulation of transcription by RNA polymerase II. Lineage: Eukaryota; Fungi; Ascomycota; Dothideomycetes; Mycosphaerellales; Mycosphaerellaceae. Bases 1 to 1350 code for a protein of 449 amino acids. The transcript is spliced from 4 exons. The record is from RefSeq and is a predicted model, not a curated record. Gene Ontology annotation, molecular function: RNA polymerase II cis-regulatory region sequence-specific DNA binding; DNA-binding transcription factor activity, RNA polymerase II-specific.
AUGGAAAGUCUCUCGUUAAAUGAACGACAUCCGUAUCAUCGAUACAGUGGACAUCACCAUUCGAAAGAUCGAAGACACCGCUCCCCGCGACUCCCAACCCCAGAGGACUCUCGAAGCAGCAACGACACAAUCGAUGGUCAGAGUCCGCGUGAGGCUGCACCGCCUGUUUGUGACUACUCGCGUGCUGGCAUGAACGACAACAACGCCUCUCUGGCCAUUCCUAGCUCAGGUGGGCAUUACCGACGCGACAGUGGUAACGCCAAUGCGCCACACUCUCCUCCUUAUCGUCUGACCGACGAGCAAAAGCCGUCCCUUCCCCCGCUCAAGACUGUACUCGGCGAUAAUAUAUCCAGCCCUCCUCGAACUCCAAGCCCUCACGAGUCCGCCAUACAACCCUCUCCACGAGAGCCGUCCUACAACGCCUUGACUUACAAGCCUCCAGCUUUGUAUCCCAACAAGAAGCAGAGGACCGAACCUGCUUUGCACUCAGCGCCAGCGUACUUGGGUGGAAGCGGCUUCAAGUCCUCAUUUCCACCAUCCGCGACACUCGAGCCACGACCUUACAGCUCCUCUUUGCGCCCGCAGGUGCAGUUCCUCCCAAUAUCGGCCCCAGUAACUCGCGUGAGCACGCGAUGGCCGUCCGAUGUAGCUACCAGUCCACCGUGGCGAUCACAGUAUCCAACACACGCACAGCAAGCAAGUUCCAGUAUCGAUGCGCCAGCCAGCCAUUACCAGACACCCGAACAGACACCAACCUCUUCCAUGGUUGAACCUUCAUUUCCACGAACGAACGCGUUUCCCGGUCCAGCGCAGGACCCCUUUGCAAGAGAGAUGCGCGAGAGCUUUGCACGUUCUGGUCACCAGCGAAGAGGCUCCACUAGCAACUACAGCCUUUAUCCAUCGCGACCGUACGAGCGCGAGGCACCUCGCGCCAUGUCAUAUCAGCAAGGAGCGCGUCACUCGCUCCCAGUCAGAGGCGUUUAUGCAGAUGCACAUGAAAGUCCUCGGUAUGGCCGGCCGGACGAGCUGACGCGUCCGAUGAAUGGCUAUGGACAACCUCCCUACCAAGGCAAUAUGCCCGCUUUCUUCAUGCCCAGUCACUACGAGUAUCAGCACGGCAAGGCACGGAAGAGGAGCAAUCUACCAAAGCAAUCGACAGAGAUCAUGAAGAAUUGGUUUGAUAGGAACAUCACCAACCCGUACCCCAGCGAAGAGCAGAAAGCUAUGUUCUCCAACGCUACCGGAAUCAGCAUGACGCAGGUCAGCAACUGGUUCAUCAACCAUCGACGGCGCUGCCCGGAGCUGCGCGACAAGCGCGACAAAGGACGCAUGCGAGACGUUGAUGUAUGA